AUGGUUGGCCGUCUCGCUGGAAAGAACGCCAUCGUCACCGGUGCUGCUGGUGGCAUCGGCCUCGAAACAACUAUCCUCAUGCUCCGCGAGGGCGCCUCCGUCCUCAUGACCGACAUCUCCUCUCCCGGUCUUGAAAAGGCCCUCGCCAAAGUCCACGCCGCUGUCCCCGACCCUACCGGUAAAGUCGAGAUCCGCACCGUCGAUGUCUCCAAGGAAGCCGAGGUCGAGGCCGCCGUCGCCCACUUGGACGCUUGGGGGGGUGUUGACGUCAUGUUCAACAACGCCGGUAUUAUGCAUGCCCAGGACGGGGACUCCGAGGAAACCCCCGAGGCCAUCUGGGAUCUCACCAUGAACAUUAAUGUCAAGGGCGUGUGGUAUGGAUCGAAGCAUGCCGUGAAGAGCUUGCGCAGGCAUGGCAAGAAAAAGGGCAGUGUUAUUAAUACCGCCAGUAUGGUUGCGCUUGUGGGUGCGGCCACCCCGCAGUUGGCAUAUACUGCUAGUAAGGGAGCUGUUUUGGCAAUGACAAGGGAGUUGGCCAUUGUACAUGCUCGUGAAGGGUUUCGAUUUAACUCGCUCUGCCCGGCUCCUCUUAACACCCCUCUCCUCCAAGAUUGGCUCGGAGACGACAAGGAGAAGCGCUUCCGUCGUGAGGUGCACUUCCCCACGGGCCGUUUCGGUGAGGCUAUCGAGCAGGCUCAUGCGGUGAUCUUCCUGGCAAGCGACGAGAGCAGCUUCGUCAACGCCGCAGACUUUGUGGUCGACGGUGGUCUGACCAAGGCGUAUGUCACUCCUCAAGGUCCUGCCACUGAAGCCCCCAAGAACUUGGGCUCGUAA
This is a messenger RNA of Aspergillus ochraceoroseus IBT 24754, 834 nucleotides long. RefSeq names its product oxidoreductase, short-chain dehydrogenase/reductase family. Lineage: Eukaryota; Fungi; Ascomycota; Eurotiomycetes; Eurotiales; Aspergillaceae. The record is from RefSeq and is a predicted model, not a curated record. Bases 1 to 834 code for a protein of 277 amino acids. The transcript has 4 exons.